AUGACGGCUUCGACAGAGAGGACGCCUUUGCUGUCGUCGCAAAACCAGCAGACUAACACGGCUGAAGAUGAGGCUGCUCUUGCUCAUGAGAGCGCCUUUAGCAUGUUCCGCGAUGUCGCGCACGGUGUGGACCCCAACUCGUCGGCCUUCAUGCCUCCGCCGGAUCAUUCCCAGGUGGCCGUGCCUGUGGCGGAGGAAACGCCCGGUGGCCGCUCGCUCGCGGAGCUUCUUUUGAUUAUGGGUGCCAUGUGGAUUGGUACUUUCCUCGCUGCGCUGGACAGCACGAUUGUGGCUACGAUUCUGUCCAAGGUCGGUUCCGAGUUCCAGGUGUCCAAGACGGUGGGCUGGCUCGGUACGUCGUACUUGCUUACGCAGACGGCUUUCCAGCCUCUGUACGGUCGUCUUUCGGAUAUCUUUGGUCGUAAGGCCGCUACGCUCUUCGCCUCGGCGGUGUUCUUGAUCGGCUCGCUGCUCUGUGGUCUCUCUCGCACGUUCUUGCAGCUCUGCAUUGCUCGUGCGAUUGCUGGUAUCGGUGGUGGUGGUCUUACCUCGAUGGCUACCAUCGUGACCUCGGAUCUCGUUAGUCUCAAGGCCCGUGGUACCUGGCAGGGUCUCGGUAACCUUGUGUACGCUGCCGGUGCCGCUCUCGGUGGUCCGCUGGGUGGUGCCCUGGCCGAUGGUGGAAUUGGUUGGCGCUGGGCGUUCCUGAUCCAGGUGCCGAUCUGUAUGGUGCACUUCACCGUGGUCGGCUUCAAGGUGAACAUUCCUGCCGGCCCUGGUAGCAUGGUCGAGAAGCUGCGCCGCAUUGACGUGUGGGGUGCCUUGACGCUCGUGCUUGCCAUUACUGCUAUGCUGGUGGGUCUCAACAUGGGUGGCAACGAGCUCCCAUGGACUCACCCUAUCGUCAUUGUCUCGUUGCUCGUGAGUGUUGUGCUCCUGGGCGCCUUUGUGUACGUGGAGCGCAGUGUGGCCCGUGAGCCGUUGAUGCCGAUGUACCUGUUGUUCCACCGCACGCCUGGCUUUGUGUCGUUGGCAUGCUGGUUCAUCAGCAUCAGUCAGUUUGGUAUUCUCUUCAACGUGCCGCUGUACUUUAUCGCUGUCAAGGGCUCGGCUGCCUCGGCGGCUGGUAUGAAGCUCAUGCCGAACGCCAUCACCGCGUCGGCCUGCUCGCUGGGUAGUGGUCUGAUCAUGGGCCGCACCGGCAAGUACCGCAACAUUAUGCUGUUGGGUGGUCUCUGCGCGAUCCUCGGCCCUCUGAUGAUGUGCUUCUGGAACGGCCGCACUACCUCGGAGUUUGUCUACUGGCUUACGAUGCCAUGGGGUGGUGCCGGUUUCGGCAGCACGCUGACCAUCACGCUGGUCGCAUUGAUUGCCUCGGUCGACCCGAAGGACAUGGCCCCGGCUACGGGUGUCACCUACCUGUUCCGUGCCGUGGGUUCCGUGCUGGGUAUUUCGCUCUCGAACACCCUGCUACAGAACUCGCUGAGCUACUACCUCCGCGAGCAGAAGAUCCCGAAGGAGAUUGCCGAGGCUAUCCGCGAGGAUGUCGGUACACUGCCCAAGCUGACCGGCAAGCUUGCCAAGCACGCCGUGCGCGCUUACGAGAAGUCGAUGCACGUCGUGUUCCUUUGGAUCCUCUUCACGGGUGCUUGUGCUUUCUUGUGCCUCUACUUCAUUGAGGAGAAGCCGCUGCCUGGCCACGCCCCGCAGCCGCAACGCCGCGAGGAGUCGGAAGAGUAA
Malassezia pachydermatis is the source of this 1740-nucleotide messenger RNA. RefSeq names its product mfs multidrug transporter. The transcript has a single exon. Gene Ontology annotation, biological process: transmembrane transport; basic amino acid transport. Gene Ontology annotation, molecular function: basic amino acid transmembrane transporter activity. Bases 1 to 1740 code for a protein of 579 amino acids. NCBI's taxonomy places the organism in Eukaryota, Fungi, Basidiomycota, Malasseziomycetes, Malasseziales, Malasseziaceae. Gene Ontology annotation, cellular component: fungal-type vacuole membrane. The record is from RefSeq and is a predicted model, not a curated record.